AACUGAUGAGUUUCCAAUAUGUGAAAAGACAACCCAAAAAUAUAGCAUAGAAGGAACUGAUCAACAGUAUACAACUGUCAAUCUAUCUAUCUCAUGUGUCUUCGUAGCAUCUCUUCUUCAGCUCUUCCAUUUCCAAUGGCGAGGACAGUUUCCGUCUCCAUCUCCUUGCAGUCCCAGCCCCAUCGGCACCGCCACCUCCUCUCCGUCGCAAAACACCACCACCAUGCUUUUCUCAGGUUUCCGAAACGUAACCAUUGUAAUCUCUCCCUCUCAGUCUCAGCCUCCCACUCUUCCUCUUCAUCUUCCUCUUCGUCAGUCCCAAACCCACUUCAAACUGGGCGUUUUCUGACGAAUGAAGAGCUCGAGAAUCUCGAGUUUCUUGGAAACUAUAGCUACCAUCAAGAAUUGGAAUCUGGGCUUCUUUGGGUUCGUCUAAUGAGGGAAGAGGAAAUGGACAUGACUGUGACCUUACUGUCGGAGUCUUUCGCUGAAUCCAUGAUGAUGGCCACAGGUUAUGUGAAAUUGCUGGAGUUUUUGGUCAAGAAUUACCUGAUUGAGAGGAGAGCGACGAUGCCUUACAGUGCCACGCUUCUUGGAAUUUAUAGGGAAAAUGGGGAGGAGGAUUUUGAGUUGGCAGGAACGGUGGAAUUGACUUUUGAUAAAAAGGGGGCAAAUGCUAAUCCUCCGACACCUACUCCUCCCAAGAAUUCACCAUACAUAUGUAACAUGGCAGUGAGGAAGCCACUUCGAAGGAGAGGCAUUGGCUGGCAUCUACUGAAAGCGGGAGAGGAACUUAUAACAAAAAUGAGUUCCUCAAGAGAGGUUUAUCUGCAUUGCAGAAUUGUUGAUGAAGGUCCAUUCAACAUGUACACAAAAGCAGGUUACAGCAUUGUUAAGACAGAUAGCAUCUUGACCUUGUUAACAUUACAGAGGCGUAGGCACUUGAUGCGCAAAGAACUUCCUGUCUCUGAGAAUGCUUCUGAACUAGAUACUACUAGUGAGCAACCUACUUGAUCAGUAUAGAUAAUGGCUUAUUUGAGGUAAAAAGACAAGAUUAUGUCUAGAUGGUCCUACUACAGCUUACACAACUAGCUUCGGCACCUGCUCUGUAUUGUUGUACACUAUACACGAGGAAAUAGAAAUACCUUACGAUGUUUGUUUUGCUCUCUUGACCAUGAUAUUGCAUCAGAGAAGUUCUGGAGUUGUACUAAUUCUAGGCUUGUAUAUAUGCUGAUUGUUGUCGUUCUCUG
This is a messenger RNA of Sesamum indicum (sesame), 1250 nucleotides long. RefSeq names its product Acyl-CoA N-acyltransferases (NAT) superfamily protein. The record is from RefSeq and is a predicted model, not a curated record. NCBI's taxonomy places the organism in Eukaryota, Viridiplantae, Streptophyta, Magnoliopsida, Lamiales, Pedaliaceae. Gene Ontology annotation, molecular function: acyltransferase activity, transferring groups other than amino-acyl groups.